Pyricularia pennisetigena is the source of this 825-nucleotide messenger RNA. RefSeq lists its product as uncharacterized. Lineage: Eukaryota; Fungi; Ascomycota; Sordariomycetes; Magnaporthales; Pyriculariaceae. The record is from RefSeq and is a predicted model, not a curated record. The coding region runs from base 1 to 825 and encodes 274 amino acids. The transcript has 2 exons.
AUGAGUGUGACUGUCGCCGAUGGUUCGAGCGUGCUGCAGGAGCUGGAAGAAACCAUAGUACUGAAUGAAUUGUUGAACCAGGCCGACGACCCCGAAACCCUCCAGAGCUACAUUGGCAACCAGCAUCUCUACCAGAGCUGGCUUGGAAAGUACGGGGUUGCUGACCAGAACGACAUGGUCAGGAUCAACGUGCGGGCGAAAAACACCAGCAACCCGGAGGCGGAUCCGGCCUUUGAGGCGUACUGCAGCACGGGCGGCGGGUUCAUGUUCAUCACGUACAUGAACCGCGACCCGGCCAACACGGACAACAUCUACGCGGCAAACCACCCGCCGCGGCGACGCGUGCACAUGUCGGAGUGGAUCCACCGCGGCUGGAAGCUCGCGGCCCAGCAGGCGGGCCACGCCGCCGAGGCCCCGCUGCCGCCGCUCGGCGAGGUGGUCUUUGCCAACGUCGUCAACGUCGAGGCGUCGGCCGCCGUCGAGAGCAUGCGCCUCCGCACCCACGAGCGGGAGGGCGAGGUGUGCCGGCGCGACGCGCACGCCGUGUUCGAGAAGUGGCUGGCCAUGCCGCUGCUCAAGACCGUCAUGCACGUCUUGAUCAACAUGCCCAACGCCUUCCGCGAGCACGUCCCCGGCAGGAUAGCGUGGCGAAGCGGGGACGGCUGUUACAUCGGCGAGGGCCACGGCAACAACGAGUUCGAGCUCGAGGAUCGCUUCCUCGUCGUCAGCCUGAGGCCCAUGACGCGCCAGAGGAAGACCGAGGUGCAUGCCGCGUUGCGAGCCGAGGGGCAGCAGAACCAGCAACAGGCAGAUGCGCCCGCCUAA